Molecule: messenger RNA, 2006 nt
Organism: Cydia pomonella (codling moth)
Lineage: Eukaryota; Metazoa; Arthropoda; Insecta; Lepidoptera; Tortricidae
Gene: Las
Product: lipoyl synthase, mitochondrial
Exons: 8
Coding region: 113-1213 (366 amino acids)
Biological process (GO): lipoate biosynthetic process
Cellular component (GO): mitochondrion
Molecular function (GO): lipoate synthase activity; 4 iron, 4 sulfur cluster binding
Source: RefSeq, a predicted model, not a curated record
AGCAACGUCAAAUAGUCCAAUCCAAUCCAUGUCAAUGUCAAAUCAAAAUUAAGUAAAACCAUCAGCUGAGUGUUAUUACGUAGACGCGCAAAUAAAUUCAAUAUAAAAAAAUAUGUUUCGUAAUUCGAUAAAAUCAUGUUUGAUCAGUCGAAACCAAGAAUUUCAGAGAUGCAAGCACACAGCGAAACUGGAGGCGAUAAGAGAGAAGCUCCGUGAGGGACCCGGGUUAUCGGAUUUCAUAGCGGACGACAGACCCAAGGACUGGGAAGAGUAUGAAGGGAAACUGAAACGGGAGAAGGGAGAACAGGAGCGUCUAAGGCUCCCACCGUGGUUGAAGACCUCUAUACCAACAGGGUCAAAGUUCAAUGAGGUAAAGGAACAACUGCGUAGCCUGAAGCUUAGUACAGUGUGCGAGGAGGCCCGCUGUCCAAACAUUGGGGAAUGUUGGAGCGGGGGCAAGCAGGGCAUGUCUACUGCUACAAUAAUGCUCAUGGGGGACACCUGUACGCGGGGCUGCAUGUUCUGCUCCGUGAAGACGUCGCGCGCGCCGCCGCCGCUGGACGCGCGGGAGCCGCGCCGCACGGCCGCCGCCGUCGCGCAGUGGGGCCUCGGCUACAUCGUGCUGACCUCCGUCGAUAGAGACGAUUUGCCGGAUGGAGGAUCAGCCCACUUCGCAGAAACAGUUAAGGAAAUAAAAAGACAGAACAACGAGAUACUAGUAGAAUGCCUAGUGCCAGAUUUUCGAGGGAACCGCGACUGCAUCGACACUAUAGCGAACUGCGGGCUGGACGUGUUCGCGCACAACAUCGAGACAGUGGAGCGACUCACGCCUUUCGUUCGGGACCGGAGGGCGGGGUACCGCCAAACACUGAAAGUGCUAGAAACGGCGAAGGAGUUGAACCCCGAUCUUGUCACUAAGACAUCCAUCAUGCUGGGUCUGGGCGAGACAGAUGAGCAAGUCGAGCAGACCAUGAAAGACCUGCGCUCCGUAGGCGUAGACUGCCUCACGCUCGGCCAAUACAUGCAGCCAACCAAGCGUCACCUCAAAGUGUUCGAAUACGUGACCCCCGCCAAGUUCCAGCACUGGGAACGCAGAGGCAACGAACUCGGGUUCCUGUAUACAGCUAGUGGGCCACUGGUGCGAUCCUCUUACAGAGCUGGGGAGUUCUUUAUCAGUAGCCUCUUGAAAGACAGGAAGGCAAAGAGCUUGUGACCUAAAGACGAUAGCUAACCAAUUUUAGAUAUUAUAGUUUCAUAAUUUUAUAGAAUUAAUAAAUGAAGACGGCUCCAUAUGUAUAAUGUAGUGCAUCCGUUUUUAAUGUGUAUUUUUUUCAAUUAUCAGAGGUAUUAGUAAUAAUUAUCAAAUAAUAGAUGACAUUACAACAUCUUUAUACCGCUAAGAAAACCCCAUUUACUGUGGUCCCGGUUCCAAGGCACAGCCCUUACCAUGUCAGGGAGUAUUUGGAUCCUCGGUGUCGACAUCUCCAGUGACGUGAAUUCCGUGGCCACCUGGAAGGGAAGGCUGCGCUGGCAUCCAAGAAUCUUAUUGUGCGAAGGCGAGGCGAUACUUUACUCCGGGGCAAAGACUGUUAUUAUAUAAUUCGCAAGUCAGACCCCAUGUGAAUUACUGCUGUCACCUUUGGGCAGGAGACUUUACAAUUUUUAAUCUAGGGCAAAAGUAUGAAAAAAAUCACAUGGAAACAAGAAGAUAUUUGCAAGGGCAGAUUCCAACCAAAACUUUAAAAAAAUAAAGUCGGCUCGAUAGAAAGUAUCACGAAAAGCAGUUGCAAUCGGAACCUGAUUUUAAGUGACAUACCAUGACUUGUAAUUGAGUAAACAUCAUUAUACAAAAUUGUACCUUGUUACGUUUACAUAAGUGCAUUGUUGCGUUAUUGCUGUGAGAUUAGAUCUAUGUUCUGUCAAAGAAUAGUUGUUAUUUUUUUGUAGAAUUUAAAUUACACUUUGUGUAUAAAGUUGUUAUAAAAUAAAUGUUUUUGUUUGAAUCA